AUGAAAAGUGUGAUGGUGACAGCUUCUAAUAAUAUACUUGUUUAUCGAGUGGCAUAUUUUUCUAUAUUUAUAUUGUCUUUUAUUGUUUUUGUCCAAGCCGAAAAGCAUUUAAAUGCCAAUGGACCAUUUGGAAAACGUCAUGAAUUUCACAAUGAACCAAGUCCAUAUGCCUGUAAUAGAGGAGCAGGCAUUUAUUCUUCAAUUUUUCGUCGACGAAAUAAAGUUGUACAAGAUUUACAAGUAUCUAAAACAGUUUAUAUGAGCAGUGAACAAAUUCAAGUAACAUGGACACCAAUAUCAGCAUCAUGUAAAGAUGAUUUUAUUGGUAUUUAUUAUAUUGAAAUUUCUCUUAUUGCAGCUUGUGAUUAUUUUGAUUAUGAAUUUGUUCAAUAUAAGCAAAGUAAUAUGUCCUGGCAAAUGACAAAUCUUCGUCGUCCAUUAGAAUUUCGUUAUUAUUCACGUGAUCAUAGUUGUUCAGGCAAUUAUUCUCUUAUUGCUAAAUCUCCUAUUAUUCAACCAGUUAAUUAUAAUGAACCAACACAAAUUCAUUUAGCUUAUGGUGAUAGAAUUGAUCAAAUGUAUGUUUCAUAUUUAACUAAUUCAUCAGAAUAUAUUCCUCAAUGUCAAUAUGGUUUAACUUCAUCAUCUUUAAAUUAUCAUAAAAAUGGAACAACAAUAACAUAUACAGCAUCCGAUAUGUGUGAAGGAAAAGCUAAUCAAUGGGGUCCACAAGCUUUUAUUGAUCCAGGAUAUAUGCAUACAAUUUUAUUAGAAGAUCUAAAUCCAUCAACAAUGUAUUUUUAUC
Messenger RNA from Rotaria sordida, 805 nucleotides. The record is from the annotation of a GenBank genome assembly. NCBI's taxonomy places the organism in Eukaryota, Metazoa, Rotifera, Eurotatoria, Philodinida, Philodinidae.